Cyclocybe aegerita is the source of this 1680-nucleotide messenger RNA. Lineage: Eukaryota; Fungi; Basidiomycota; Agaricomycetes; Agaricales; Hemipholiotaceae. The record is from the annotation of a GenBank genome assembly.
AUGGCUACGAUGAGUUGGGUUUGUCGACCCUGUCACUCAACUUUGACUUUGUUCCACCAUCUUCUCGAUCCUAAUUGCCCAAUGGCCGAAGCGAAAAGCCCUUUCGCGCUCGAAAAAGUUGUCUUCAAUCUUCCGUAUACUCAGUGGCAAUCGCACGAUGCUCAAACCAAGCUGGAAGAUGCCAAAAAGGAGGUCGCUAGAGAUCCCUCACGCGCCGGCAGCGCGAGUGCAGAUUUCCCACUACUCUGGGUAGCUGCGGAAGCGGCAAGGGAAGACGAACGUCUCAGAACGGCGGCAAUGGCGGAAGCCUUUAUUAAUGCUAUAAUUCGAGCCGGCAGGGAGCCGACACUCUUGGAAUAUACCCUCACACCAGACGCGCAUCUGCCUCGUCCCCGGGAAUGGGAAGCUCCUCUUUUAGGCAUCUUGAAUCUCCUUGAACCCAUUGCGGACGUGGAAGAAUUCUCUCAAAAUGCCGAGAUUGUGGAAGCCAUCUCCAGUCGUUAUCUCGACGUUGCUAGAACCUUGUGGCAAGACCUUGCAUUUCUGCUGCACCCUGGUUGCGUCGGAGACCAUAGGAGAUGUUUGGUUGCUCGCACCAUCCUUUCAAUAGCGAGAAUUCCAGAGAAAAGAAGUACUAUGUAUGAUCCCAAAACCAUUUCCUUGGUGAUGCACUGCUGGAUUCAUACGACCCCAGAUCCAAAAUAUCGACUCUCUGCAUCAGCUUGUGCCCGUUGUCUGUUUUUCCAGACGCAGGAGAUACCUCCACCGCCAUCAGGUGCGCUUACCUUUGCUCUGCAAUGCGUUUCUGUCGAUACAUUCAUCGCCCGUGAGACGGAAGCACUUCAGCACCCUGCAAUGAUUGGAGGAGCCCUUUCGAUGGAACUCAAAGCCCUAGACCCGUUUACUGCAAAUAAGCAAAGCUUCGCUCAGUUAUUUACUGAUGCAAAACUUUAUGUUCACGUCAUCGAUGCCGUUCACCGGGAGUGCGCUCAGCUGGAGGAGAAGCUCUCGUAUGGUAACGACACCUUGUUGGUGUUUUUCGAGAGUGAUCGUCUUAUGAAGAAUAUUCUGUCACGACAAAUGAAAGCGAGACCUGCAUCGUACCUCCUGAGGGACAUAAUAUCGCACCCUCGUAUCAUGAAGGUUGCAACAGUUGGUCUACAUCUGGGGAGUUUGAAUCCGGGGGUCAAAGAUAUGUGGAUUGAAUUCAUCAAGACUCUUGUUCUCACUUCCACCCCCACCAUACCACCUCAACGCGGAUGGCUAUUCUUCCCGGUCGAGAAAUUCCGUGACGAGGCGCGCAAGUCGAUCCGACGGUUUUACUAUUACACAGAAAGCCAGCUUUGGCAGCCUGAUUCACUGGACCAAAGAUGUCGUGACCUCUGGGCGGAAGUGGGGCGCGUCUUCCGUAUCUCCCAAGAGAACGCACAGGCUGCUUACCGCCAUCAGAAGCAGUGCUGCUCAAUCCUUUGUCCCCAAGUCAUUGGGCGAGACAAGAUGCAGAAGUGCAGACGCUGCAAGCUGACGUAUUAUUGUAGCGCUACCUGUCAGAGCGUGGAUUGGGUUCUUCACCGAAAGGAAUGUCGAGAAGAACGUUUGAUAGGCGCCGCUGCAGUCCCGUAUGUGGAGGAAGACGAUGUGAUGCCGCCAGUGAACUUCAUCUUUCCUGCUGAAUCUUAA